UGCGUGUGUGUGCGUGUGUGUGUGUGUGUCGGGCGGCGGGAGCCGGCCCGCGUCGCCUCAGGGGGCGCGGGUUCCCGGCCGUGUGCGUGUGGGGAGGGGGCCCGCGUCGGGGGACCCCAGAGCGGCGUGGUCCACCCGUUUCGAGGCCGGGGCUUGGAGCCUCGCAGACAAAUAGGGAUGCCAAAGGAAAAAUAUGAUCCUCCAGAUCCUCGAAGAAUUUACACCAUCAUGUCAGCAGAAGAGGUAGCCAAUGGGAAAAAAUCUCACUGGGCAGAAUUAGAAAUCUCGGGUAGAGUGCGAAGCUUAAGUACAUCACUCUGGUCAUUGACACACUUGACAGCACUGCACCUAAAUGACAAUAACCUUGCUCGCAUUCCACCUGAUAUUGCCAAGCUUCAUAAUCUGGUUUACCUGGAUCUGUCAUCCAAUAAACUCAGAAGUUUACCAGCAGAACUAGGAAACAUGGUGUCUCUCAGGGAAUUGCUUUUAAAUGACAAUUAUUUACGGGUUUUGCCUUAUGAACUUGGCCGGCUCUUCCAGCUACAAACUCUAGGUUUAACAGGCAAUCCUUUAUCACAGGAUAUUAUGAGCUUAUACCAGGACCCAGAUGGAACACGAAAGCUACUGAACUUCAUGCUUGACAAUCUUGCAGUUCAUCCAGAGCAGCUUCCUCCGAGGCCAUGGAUUACAUUAAAAGAACGAGACCAAAUUCUGCCAUCAGCAUCAUUCACGGUUAUGUGUUACAAUGUGUUAUGUGAUAAAUAUGCUACCCGGCAGCUAUAUGGCUAUUGUCCGUCCUGGGCAUUAAACUGGGAAUACAGGAAAAAGGGAAUUAUGGAAGAAAUUGUUAACUGGGACGCAGAUAUCAUUAGUCUUCAGGAAGUGGAAACAGAGCAAUACUUUACUCUCUUUCUGCCAGCAUUGAAGGAUCGUGGAUAUGAUGGAUUUUUUUCUCCAAAGUCACGUGCCAAAAUCAUGUCUGAGCAGGAAAGAAAGCAUGUGGAUGGUUGUGCAGUAUUCUUCAAAACAGAAAAAUUUACAUUGGUGCAGAAGCAUACAGUGGAAUUCAACCAGGUAGCAAUGGCAAAUUCAGAUGGAUCCGAAGCAAUGCUUAACAGAGUAAUGACAAAAGAUAACAUUGGCGUUGCUGUGGUGUUAGAGGUCCACAAGGAGCUCUUUGGAACAGGUAUGAAGCCUAUUCAUGCUGCAGACAAACAGCUACUUAUAGUGGCAAAUGCCCACAUGCAUUGGGACCCAGAGUAUUCUGAUGUGAAACUUAUUCAGACCAUGAUGUUUGUCUCAGAGGUUAAAAACAUUCUGGAGAAAGCCUCAAGUAGGCCUGGCAGCCCAACUGCAGAUCCCAAUUCCAUCCCGCUGGUGCUAUGUGCAGAUCUUAACUCAUUGCCAGAUUCAGGUGUUGUGGAAUAUUUAAGCAAUGGAGGAGUAGCUGACAACCAUAAAGACUUCAAGGAACUAAGGGUGUGAUUGACUACAUUUUCUAUUCCAAGACUCAUAUGAACGUGCUUGGUGUCCUGGGGCCUUUAGAUCCUCAAUGGCUGGUUGAGAACAACAUCACUGGGUGUCCACACCCUCACAUCCCUUCAGACCACUUCUCACUGUUAACACAACUUGAACUCCACCCUCCACUCCUGCCUCUUGUCAAUGGUGUUCACUUGCCUAAUCGGAGGUAGUGGAGUCCAGCCCCGCAGAGACGGGGAUGUGUUGCUAUGGACCUGUACAGUUGUAAAUCAAAGUAUGUAGGAGUGAAGUAUGGCCAUCUUUAACGCUGCUUCUUCAGGUUCCUUUCACUAUGUGUUUGCUCUAAGACUUUGUAUAUUUUUGUGCAUACUGAUAUCAUUUGGCACUAGGGCUGGAACCAAAGUAUUACUGUCUGUCUCUAUCCAAAAUAUUAAUAUACUUUAAAAUUGAAUUUAUUUUCCUAUUAUAUUAGGAGCCAACAUUCACAGGUGAUAAAUCACUAAUUUGAGACCCCACACCAAUGUUGUUCUCUAAAAAUAAAUACAUUCUUCUGAAUGUUUUCAUAUAAGCCAAUCAUUUUUGUAAAAGGUGAUUUUUAAAAACUCCAAAUACAAGAUUUUCAAUUGAAUGAUGGUAUGCCUUAUAGGAAAAACUUUUGAGUUUCUGUUUUCUUUCAUAACAAGCUGAUUUUUGGCCCUCAAGUCAUUGCACAUUAACAAAGCACUUAAAUUUGCUUGAUUUGUACAUUAAAUAUGGUAUAGCCACUAGCCAUAACAAGACAAUUUGAGAUAUGAAAGAUAAUUACAUAACAUGCUUUAAAAUCAAGCAUAAUUUGUGACAAUUUGUUGGCCAAAUGCUGGUUUUGAGGAACUCUUCUCUCCUCUCCUCUCUCC
This is a messenger RNA of Arvicanthis niloticus (Nile rat), 2372 nucleotides long. The record is from RefSeq and is a predicted model, not a curated record. NCBI's taxonomy places the organism in Eukaryota, Metazoa, Chordata, Mammalia, Rodentia, Muridae.